AUGGUCCUGCGAAAACGAGCUCCUCCACACCUUCACAACCUCAGUCAAGGGAAUGCCCGCUUCGAACUUCGCUCUUCGCUCUCACGAACUUCGCCGACGUCCUUUUCUCUCAAAUCCACAUCGCCCAAACGCCUGACACGUCCUACAAGGGCUCAGAGCUCUCCGCAUCCUCACCGCGUUCCAUCGCAGGACUCCAUAUUCUCACCUGAUCUGAACACAUCACCAGCAUUCGAUCUGAUGUCUUUGGAGCAGGCGCAACGGUCCCCGAUUCGGACCGCGUCCACGGACGCUCCAAAUCCUUGGGCGGACGAACUGGUCGAGAACCCGAGUCAAGGUCCUCGGGGGAAUGGAGACUCGGCGCAGCCGCAAGUCAUAAACAGUGACCUGCGAGAUGGAGAUGCAGCGGAUAAUAGAAAGGGGGUGCCUUCGAUAGUUCUCGCAGGUACUCAGCGCCGAAUGGCUGCGAAUGAACUCUCGCCGAAUGAAGGGGGGGCCGAUACCUCCGAUUGGGAAUAUUUGGGCCCUUCGCCCGUCCAGCUACAGUCGAACAACCCGUUUCUGAGACCAUCGCAGCUCGAGAGCAAUGCGUGGGCGGACAGGAACUCUCACACAUCAUCUCUGUCGCGAGAUGACGCGAGCGGCGGAUUAGGCCAAGAUGAGGGCUAUAUUCCAAUGACUGCUCGCUUAUCUCUCUUUGACCAGCAGCUGGAAUCCGAAUCCCCUUGGGCGAGCGAAGCUAGCCGUAGCCAGGGUGCAGGGAUGAGUAGCCAGGAAACUGGCGUCACAACUCGCGGUUCUCAGGAAGCCGAUGCCCCUUUUGAUAAUGUGCAACCGCCACUACUCCAGCCCCGCCAGGAACAACAGCCUCCACAACCUAGAAUAAGCACACCAGGAACUACAUCCACCGCCACUACUGAAGCAUCUCAUGUUCUGAUUGAUUUCAAUGACUCUCCCACCCAAGAAGCUGUGUCAGUAACUCAGCCUACCAAGGACCAAACUACAAUCCAAGGAUUUGGUCCACCUGCCGCGCUCCAGAAUGUCCAGCCUGGUGAUGGCGCUUCUCAGCAAGGCGUCAACCCGCCCCCGGGACUGGGUGUGCCGCCGCGUCCUCAUCAACCUCAACUUCCCGUGGCCCCUGACGACGCUGCGCAACAACAAGAGAAGCGAGCAGAGACAUAUUCCAUCAGACAUAUCAGUUGGAAAGAUAGUUCGGGAACGCUACGCGAAUCUCCUAUGCUCAUCCAGAAUAAGAACGGGCCAUGCCCGCUGCUCGCAUUGGUGAACGCCCUUAGUCUACGUGCAGCGGGCUCUAGUACCCAACCACCCAUUGUGAGGGCUCUCCGAACUAGGGAGCAAAUAUCAUUGGGACUAUUAAUCGAGGCACUGUUUGAUGAAUUGACCACGCGUUUGGGACCAAACGACGAGCUCCCAGACAUUGAAGCUCUCAGUCGAUUCUUGACAAUGUUACAUACAGGGAUGAAUGUCAAUCCACGGCUAACUCUGGAAUCGAACGCUGCAGCCGGCACGUUCCUUGAAACAGAGGACAUCAAGUUUUAUAGCGCUUUUGGGGUGCCUUUAGUACAUGGUUGGAUUGCUCCACCAUCAAGUAAUGCCAGUGCGGCAUUGGGGCGGGUAGGACAAUAUCACGAAGACAUUCAAUUGCUCCCAUUUCGCAAACAAGAGCUCGAGGACCGAGUCUUCCAAGGGACAGCCCUGAGCGCAGAAGAAGAAAGCGUUAUGGCCGAUAUCCAAGCGGUCCAGUAUUUUACCGACUUUGAAAACGCCACACAAUUGAGCAGUUUUGGACUUGAACAGCUUUCUAGAACGCGUUCACCCGCUUCAUUCUCGAUCCUAUUUCGUAACGAUCAUUUCUCUACCCUUUACAAACAUCCGCAGCUCCAGCAGCUAUUUACUCUUGUCACUGAUGCCGGCUACUCGGACCAUGCGGAGGUUGUAUGGGAAAGCCUUGUUGACGUCAAUGGGUCGAAUGCGGGCUUUUACGCGGGCGACUUUCGACUUGUGAGCCACAAUACACCUCAUGAAUCUGAUCCAUCCGGGCCGCGGACGUCGAGUCAUGACACCUCCCAGCACACAAGUACACUUUCAGCUCAAGAGCAGGCGGAUGCGGACUACGCCUACGCUCUGUCGCUUCAGUACCAAGAAGAGGAACAGCGGCAGCCAGCGCCUGCCCGUGGGCGCUCGCAGAGUGCAGCCAAUAUUGGGGCUAGCGCAAGUACUCCUGCUGUCAACCGCCAACAGCGUCAAUCAUACGGCCAUCGUUCUCAGUCCCAUUUCGAGACUAGUGGUGCCGCGCACGAAGAUCAGGAAGACGGCCCGCCUCCGUCCUACGAACAGGCAGCCAAGAGUCCAGUAUAUACGCCCCCGCAACGCAGCCCUAAUAUCACCGAUGCACCCCCUCGGGGCCCAUAUUCCAGGAACCAGCAAGCUAGGCAGCCGGUGCGGGGCAGAGAUAAGGAUCGUGAUUGUAUAGUCAUGUGA
Aspergillus mulundensis is the source of this 2499-nucleotide messenger RNA. RefSeq names its product MINDY family deubiquitinase. The record is from RefSeq and is a predicted model, not a curated record. Gene Ontology annotation, molecular function: cysteine-type deubiquitinase activity; cysteine-type carboxypeptidase activity; K48-linked deubiquitinase activity. Gene Ontology annotation, cellular component: cell periphery; cytosol. Bases 1 to 2499 code for a protein of 832 amino acids. NCBI's taxonomy places the organism in Eukaryota, Fungi, Ascomycota, Eurotiomycetes, Eurotiales, Aspergillaceae. Gene Ontology annotation, biological process: protein K48-linked deubiquitination. The transcript has 3 exons.